AUGGCACGCCCAAGUAAUGCGUGGACUGGCUUUGAUAACCUAGACUCGGAGUCUGAUCAGUACCAUCGCAUCCUGAAGCUGCUGUCCACUGCGAAUUUUGAAUACCUCGAGACUCGGGCACUCGGAUUUCGCACAAAGAAAGACAAAACGCUAUCACCCGAUGUUUCUUGCAGCAUUGAUACCAGUCGCUUUACCUGUGGCUUCAAUAACCUCAUUCUCGAAGUCGUCUUUUCCGACCAGGUAUAUUGGGUUGCACGCAUCCAGCAUGGUCCCGUUGAUGCAUCGAUCCAGGAAGAUAUGCUUAGUGAGAUCGCAACAAUGCGUCUUGUUCGCGAACGCACAUCAAUUCCUGUGCCUGAAGUCUUUGACUACGCUGUUUCAGAUACCCCGUUUGGGUAUCCCUAUAUGUUGGUGCAGUGCCUGCCAGGGAAACCUUGCGAUAGCGUAAUUGCAACAGCAGCUCCUUCGAAACAUUUUCAAAAGGCUGCCAGUCAGGUUGCUGAUAUAUUCUUUGAGCUCCAACAGCUAUCGUUUGACACCAUCGGGAAAGUUGUAUCGAGUGGUGAUGCUAGGUCAGAAUUUGAAUUGAUUCCACACGGGCCGAAUAAAGAUGCUGAGCCGCCGCAAACUUCGCUUGAUUACUUUUACAGAGAGAGAGUGAUACAGAACAAAGAGAUAGUGUCUGUUCACCCGGACGACCCGGACUGGCUGACUGCUUGCUGGGUGCUUAAGAUGGCAACCGAUCACAUCUAUACCGAUGACAGGAUCGAUGGCCCGUUCCCUCUCUGCCACCUGGACUUGCACCAUGGUAAUAUCCUAUUUGAUGAAGAAUAUAACCUUACUGGAGUCUUGGAUUGGAGUCAUGCCCAAACUGUGCCCCUGGAGCGCUUUGCACUAUGUCCGGAGUUUAUAACUUUCCCCGGCCGUUCCGACGACGAUAAUCGACCGAUCAUCGAGUUCAGGGACCUGGUUAUCCAGGCUAUAAAGAAAAGGGAGGCCAAAGAGCGUGGAAGCCAGGACCAGGACUGUUCGAAAACCCUCCUCUCGGCUUUCAUGGAGUCUCCCAAGGCAGAGAUUGCUUACUUCUGUCAUAUUAGUAAUUCCCGUCAGGCACUCUGGUUUGCACAGCGUGCUCGUAAGGUCAUGUUUGGAGAAGAGAUCACUUGGGAGCAGUUAAAGAAGGUGUACGGGACAAAGCCACUCUGUUAG
Messenger RNA from Arthroderma uncinatum, 1209 nucleotides. RefSeq lists its product as uncharacterized. NCBI's taxonomy places the organism in Eukaryota, Fungi, Ascomycota, Eurotiomycetes, Onygenales, Arthrodermataceae. The record is from RefSeq and is a predicted model, not a curated record. Bases 1 to 1209 code for a protein of 402 amino acids. The transcript has a single exon.